AUGUCAGCCCCCAACAAACCUCUCCAGCUCGAUCCCUCCCAGAUCUAUCUCCAAAUAUCAUAUUCCGUCUCCCAGCCGCCGCCCAAUCCAAUCACGAAGACGGGCCAUCAGCUCAGAUACGUGGGCCAGGUCGGCGAGCUGGAGGGAGAAGGUGUGUGGCAAGUGAUCAGACCUGAUGGGCAGGCUGUGAAGAGGGGAGAGGAGGAUUGGACGAACGGGGAGAAGAGUGUUGUGGAGGAGGUGAAGAAGCUCCAGGGGGUCAAGGGUGUAAAAGUGAUGCCGGAGGUGAAGCAAAGGCCCAAACGGUCCGAAUUCUAG
Messenger RNA from Cryptococcus amylolentus CBS 6039, 318 nucleotides. RefSeq lists its product as hypothetical. NCBI's taxonomy places the organism in Eukaryota, Fungi, Basidiomycota, Tremellomycetes, Tremellales, Cryptococcaceae. The record is from RefSeq and is a predicted model, not a curated record. Bases 1 to 318 code for a protein of 105 amino acids. The transcript has a single exon.